GGGAUGAACUCUCACCCUGCGGAAGAUCUCGCGUUAACACUUUGUGGUUACCAGGGGAACGAGAGCCUGAGAAGUAGCGCUUGACUUGAGGUCUCUUGCUUUUGCUCAACGAAAUGAACACCGGAGAUACAGCGUUACAUUUCUAAUUCACAGAUACGUUUGUCAGAGCAAAUAAACAAUAUCCUGCAAAAUGCCGUCACCACAAGUCCUCCAGCCAGUUCUUAAGAUGAAGGUGGACGAGCUAUUUCUCAACUGGUUGAGUGAUACUGCAACCCAGUCACUACUCAAAGAGUAUCUUGACCUAAUCAAAAGUGGACAACCCAUUGAUUUGAGCAGUGGGGACGGCCAGGAUAAAAGGUUGUUGACCUUCAAUGAGAACAACAAUGUGGCAUACCAAAGGAACCUGGCCGAGAAGAAGCCCGCUCCCCUCGGUACUCCCUCCAGCCCCCCGUCUGCCAGUACACUACCCUCCGGCAGCAGCAGCAAUACCAGAGUGACAGGACCCAAUGGCAGAGUACUACGGAGGUCUGUCAGCACAAAAAAGGCCCAGGUGAGGACGGAGGAGCCCGUCACCACAGCCCUGAGUGAAAGCAUUCCAAAGUUUUACUUCCCACAGGGCCAGCCCCAAGCCAACGUCAACAUCGACAGCCUCAUUUCCAAAAUUGAGAAAGUAUUUUCCCAAUUCCCAAAUGAAAGGGCCACCAUUGAGGACAUGGGGCAGGUCGCCAAGGCCUGUGAGUGUCCUCUCUACUGGAAAAUGCCAUUGUUCUGCUUAGCUGGAGGCGACAGGACCGGCUUCAUGUCCGUUCACAAGUUUGUGGCUAUGUGGAGAAAAACUCUGCAGACCUGUCACGACGACGCUUCUAAAUUUGUGCACCUCUUGGCCAAGCCUGGCUGUAAUUACCUGGAACAAGACGACUUUAUUCCAUUCCUGCAGGAUGUGGUGAACUCACACGCAGGCCUGGCCUUCCUAAAAGAGGCACCGGACUUUCACUCACGAUACAUCACCACGGUGAUUCAGAGAAUAUUCUACAAUGUGAACCGUUCAUGGACUGGGAAAAUAACGUGUUCUGAGCUCAGGAAAAGUAACUUUCUACAGAAUUUGGCGUUGCUGGAGCAGGAAGAGGACGUGAACCAGCUGACAGAGUUUUUCUCCUAUGAACAUUUCUAUGUAAUCUACUGCAAGUUCUGGGAGUUGGACACUGACCAUGACCUCUACAUAGACCAGAAGGACCUGGCCCAGCACAAUGACCAAGCCAUCUCCCAUAAGAUGAUUGAGAGAAUAUUCUCAGGAACAGUAACAAGAGACAGAAAAGUGUACAAGGAGGGGCGGCUGAGUUAUGCUGAUUUUGUCUGGUUCCUCAUCUCUGAGGAGGACAAGAAGACCGACACCAGUAUAGAGUACUGGUUCCGCUGUAUGGACCUGGACGGGGAUGGGGUGCUCAGCAUGUACGAGCUGGAGUACUUCUACGAGGAUCAGUGCCAAAAGCUGGAGACCAUGGCUAUUGAGCCCCUUCCCUUUGAGGACUGCCUCUGCCAAAUGCUUGACCUUGUGAAGCCUGAGGUCGAAGGUAAGAUCACUCUGAGGGACCUUAAAAGGUGUAAGUUGUCCCACAUCUUCUUUGACACCUUCUUCAACAUCGAGAAGUACCUGGACCACGAGCAGCGAGACCCAUUCUCGGUUAUAAAGGAGAUGGAGCCAGACGGUCAGGAGGUCUCGGACUGGGAGAAAUAUGCUGCAGAGGAGUACGACAUCCUCGUGGCUGAGGAGGCCGCCAACGAUCAGUGCAAUGGCGUGUAUGAUAAUCCUUUGAGCCCUUUAGGGCAGCACAUCUCCAGUGAGCUGGGUCUGACGAAGAGACACUUCUUUGAGAUCCCCAGUCCACACUGCGACCUGGACCUGGAUGAAUAUGAAUAUGAAGAUGACUUUGAAUGACCCCUCGAUCAUGUAGCGUUCUCUCACACGCCUGCUGAGCGCUGUGCGCUCCCAGAAACCGAGCUUAACCAGCAGUGUUCGUCGAUGAAUCGCAUCAAGCCCGAGAUUCACAGGCUCCGGCGCGGUUCCCAGUAACAGGACACGCAUUAAUAAACACAACACACUGUCAGAGCACUGGUGGGGUCAGGUGUGCUGGAGAAAUGGACACAGCAUCAGAAGGUGGUUCUUCACAAUACUUUACUAUGCCAGCUGUUUUAAUAUUUUCACCUUUCACACUUAAAGAAGUCACCACAGCUGACUUCAUGAUGUCACGAGCAGCACAUUCAGGCCUUUGCUCCGUUUCCACAUGGUUAGACAGGAGCGGUUGUGUUUGUGCACGUAAUGCAUUGUUAUUUAUUUCUACUGAAGUACGGUACAUCUCAGUACUGUGAUCACAUUCACAUGAGCUAAAUCAUCAUCAUUCUUUACACACAGGAGCUCCCUGGAUUGUUGGACAUGUUGAUUUGGUUCAGGGUUUGAACUAAUUAUCAUCUGAAGUCAUUGGCUAAUGUUACAUUCCAGUGAUCAUAACGGAAAGUUUUCUAUAGGACUGUAAAUUAAUUAAUGGUUGUUAAAUGAGAAGAUACCGUAAAUGCCAAACAAGACACCGUUGAGCCUGCUGUACACACAGUUCACACUGCCACAAACGCUGUAUAUUGUACAGGUCUGUACUCAUUAUGACGUAGAUUUACUGUAUGUGUGAGAUGGGGUUGUUAUUAAAUUAUUAGAGAUGGAUUUAUAUAUAAGUGUACAUAUUUAUUUGGUGUUUGCUGUGUUAAUGAUUUGGGGAAAGUGUUUUAGACAAAUUCUUUUUUCUAUGUUAUCAAGUACUUAAUUGUAUUGUACUUUGACAGAACAAAAGGAACCAAUUUUAAAAUGUUUUGCUUUUCUUUAAAUGAAUAAAGCCUUGGUUAAUGUAAGA
Messenger RNA from Perca flavescens (yellow perch), 2897 nucleotides. It is a transcript of the gene ppp2r3b, whose product is annotated as protein phosphatase 2, regulatory subunit B'', beta. Gene Ontology annotation, biological process: protein dephosphorylation. Gene Ontology annotation, cellular component: protein phosphatase type 2A complex. Gene Ontology annotation, molecular function: protein phosphatase regulator activity; calcium ion binding. Bases 191 to 1936 code for a protein of 581 amino acids. The record is from RefSeq and is a predicted model, not a curated record. The transcript has 14 exons. NCBI's taxonomy places the organism in Eukaryota, Metazoa, Chordata, Actinopteri, Perciformes, Percidae.